Molecule: messenger RNA, 1712 nt
Organism: Gryllus bimaculatus (two-spotted cricket)
Lineage: Eukaryota; Metazoa; Arthropoda; Insecta; Orthoptera; Gryllidae
Source: the annotation of a GenBank genome assembly
AAACUAGACAACGUCUUUAGAGCAUUUAAGUAAUGGGUGUAGUUUAGACUUAAAGUCUAGUGGAUAGAAAUGUGGUUUAAAUUUGUAAUUAAUUUUUCAAAGUCACAUUAAAAUGUAACAGUUCAAAUUUUAAAUCUUUAUCAUAAUGUAGGCAGGAGUAUUCGUGUCAAUGUUGUCUGACAUGAUCAGGCCCAACUGUUAUUUUGAAUUGAGUAGAAAAUGGGCAGAGAUCUAGCGUUGAACUCUAACCUGAAUUGCCCUGUGUGAUAAGCUGACGCGAGGUCAUCGUGCUGAGUUGUCAAAUUAUACAUUAUAAUGGCAUGUACUUGUAAUUAAAAGUAUCGACUUGCAUUUUAAAUGUAAAUAUAAGGACAUCAAUACCCCCUGAACUCUUUUCACAGCAAUUCUUUCACUGAAAUUGAUAUUUUGUAUUAAAUGAAAUUAAUUAUAGUAUAAAAUUUUAUUAAUGAAUGGUUAAUUUUGUCGACGUAAAACUGGCAAACGUCAAUCACGUGGACAGUGCGUCAAUAGAGGUUAUGAUGUUGCGGCAUAAUCCUCUCGCAUUACUACGGAUGUGACGAUUUCACUGAUCUCAGUUUAAUUUGUUUGGGGUAGCGAUACGUUCAGUUGACUAACCACAUUUAUUCUUUAUAGACCCCAUCGUAGUAUACCUUGGAAUUAAUCGAUUGUAGAAAACCUAAUUAUUCACCAUGGUUAUGUCGCUGAACAUUCUACGUUGUGGUGCCCGGAUAUCUGGGAGGAGCAUUAAUUUGCUGCAAAAUUGUGGCAGAUAUUUACCAAAACUUUCAGAGAAUGCAUUCCGAUUAGUUUCGACAUCUGCAUGUCGUUCAACAAACGUUCGACGAUUCACUGACAAGCACGAAUGGAUAUCAAUAGACGGAAAUGUUGGAACUGUUGGCAUAUCACACUAUGCCCAGGUUGGAUUCACUGGGUGAUGUAGUUUAUGCUCAGCUUCCUGAUGUGGGAACUGUAGUAGAACAAAAAGGAGAAUGUGGUGCACUCGAAAGUGUUAAAGCUGCUAGUGAACUCUAUUGUCCUGUGUCUGGAAAAGUGGUAGAGAAGAACACGUCAGUUGAGCAGACACCAGGCCUCAUCAAUAAUAGUUGUUAUGAAAAAGGUUGGCUGUUCAAGGUAGAAUUAACAAGACCUGAAGAGUUAACUGGACUUAUGAGUGAAGAAGAAUAUGAAAAAUUUUUGAAAUCUGAUGAUCACUGAUUGAAAUGAAGAUCUAAUGAUAUUGAACGAUAUUUAAGCAAUCAGAUGGCAAAGAAUGAAUAACAUUCAAUGUAGGUUCAUUGGAUAGAAGUUUUGAUCCAAUAUCUUGAAGUUUUCUCUUGGAGAGUAGUCAGAGAAUGAGUAAUUCAAGAUAAUAAUUGUUCUGUAUUUUUUGAUUUGACUUGUUGUAUUUGUUGUCAGUUGUAAUAUAGUUGUAUACUUUUGUUAAUGCAUUAAAAUGCAAUAAAAUGGUCUUAUACUGAACUCAUACUGAACUGAAAUUAGAGUAAUUACUCCUCUGCUCCUGUAAUUACUCCUAAUAUUGCUCUGAAAACAAGCAUUAAGAAUUUCAUUGACCUGUUUGUCGGGCCAAUUGUUAACAAAAUACGAAAGAAUUGAUAAUAGCUGGGAUAGGAGUAAGUUCCAAUAUCUAUCUAUCUACCUCUUUCUCCCUCUUUUUUCUUUUCUUUUCUUCU